Messenger RNA from Bactrocera oleae (olive fruit fly), 912 nucleotides. RefSeq names its product C-type lectin domain family 3 member A. NCBI's taxonomy places the organism in Eukaryota, Metazoa, Arthropoda, Insecta, Diptera, Tephritidae. The record is from RefSeq and is a predicted model, not a curated record.
CCAUUAAAACUAACAAUUUUUAAUCCGUGUACAUUAAAUUGCCAGACACAAAGUCAGGCCAUCGAUUAUGUUUUAAGUACACAAGAAUAUUGAAAACAAGAAAAAAAAACACAGAAAUAACUGCACAAUUUCUCUUUGUAUAAAAGCGACGAGCAAUUUCAUCGAAAUUAGUUGCAAACAAAACAGUGUAAAGCAAACAUUAAAAAAUGAAACAAUCUAGCGGUAAAUUAGUGCUGUUACUCGUAUUUGUGGCGCUGUCGGGCGUUAGCCAAGCCACACCACUGAGCGUGGAUAAUGACUUCUCCUUCGGCUGGCCGGGUAGUCUGAGCGACAACACCGAUUACUACGUGAGCAGCGAGAAGGUUUCCUGGUUUGAGGCCAACUACUAUUGCUACUCGCAAGGCUGGGAACUGGUGGCGCUUGAAAAUGUUGACUUAUUAACACUUUUCAAAGGCUUUCGUGAAUUGUAUGAUGUGAAAGACACCUCUUACUGGUCCGCUGGCAACCAACUUUAUGGCAGCAACUGGGUGUGGGGACUUGGUGGCGAAACAAUCACCACAUCCAACUGGGAUACUAACGAACCCAAUGGCAAUAACAGCGAGAACUGCUUGUUGAUUGGAAAAACUGUGCAAUCUUUGUGGUCCGAUGCCGAUUGUGCCGCUAAAUAUAAGUUUAUCUGCCAGAAAAAAGCAAUGAAGUUAGCCGAAGCAGCAAAGAAAUGCGAACAUAACCUUUUCUAAGCUUUCUAGGCGUUUAAUAGUGAAAGCUUAUUAAAUAUAAUAAGUUAUAUAGAAAGGUGACGGAAUGUACAAAUACGCAGUUUUAACUUUAAAAUAUAUAUAUAACUGAAUUAACUAGACAUUUACAAUAUAAAAAAUUAAUAAUAAUAGAAAUUGCUGAAAUCCAAAAUAC